AUGCGCGGCGGCGGAGGCGCCCGGGACGCCUGGCUCCGGACCCCGCUGGCCCCCAGCGAGAUGAUCACCGCGCAGAGCGCUCUGCUGGAGAGGGAAGCUCAGGAGUCCAGCACCACAGACGAGGAGCUCGCAGGCCGGAGAGCGGCCAACGUGAGCAGCGAGAGGGGCGGCGCCGUCAGCACCCCGGACUAUGGGGAGAAGAAGCUGCCACAGGCGCUUAUCAUCGGGGUCAAGAAAGGAGGGACCCGCGCGCUGCUGGAGGCGAUCCGAGUCCACCCCGACGUGCGGGCGGUGGGUGUAGAGCCACACUUCUUCGACAGGAACUACGAGAAGGGGCUGGAGUGGUACAGAAAUGUCAUGCCGAAGACUUUGGAUGGACAGAUAACCAUGGAGAAGACGCCGAGUUACUUUGUGACCAAUGAGGCCCCUAGGCGUAUCCACUCCAUGGCCAAGGACAUCAAACUGAUCGUAGUGGUGCGGAACCCCGUGACCAGGGCCAUCUCUGAUUACACACAGACUCUGUCAAAGAAACCUGAGAUCCCCACCUUCGAGGUGCUGGCCUUCAAAAACCGGACCCUCGGGCUGAUCGAUGCCUCCUGGAGCGCCAUUCGAAUAGGGAUUUAUGCACUGCAUCUGGAAAACUGGCUCCAGUACUUUCCCCUCUCACAGAUCCUCUUUGUCAGUGGCGAGAGACUCAUAGUGGACCCUGCAGGGGAAAUGGCCAAAGUGCAGGAUUUUCUAGGCCUGAAGCGUGUUGUGACUGAGAAGCAUUUCUAUUUCAACAAAACCAAGGGGUUCCCUUGCUUAAAGAAACCCGAAGAUAGCAGUGCCCCCAGGUGCCUAGGCAAGAGCAAAGGUCGGACUCAUCCCCGCAUCGACCCAGAUGUGAUCCACAGACUGAGGAAGUUCUACAAACCCUUCAACAUGAUGUUUUACCAAAUGACUGGUCAAGAUUUCCAGUGGGAACAGGAAGAGGGAGACAAAUGAGGCUAGAGAUGUGAAGGGAAGGCCAGUGGAUUGCUAAGGAGGCUCCUUACCUGAGCCCUGACUCCCCCAGGGUUUGUGGCUUCAGCCUUGCUGGAGGGCCAGCUAGAUCUCUUCCUUUGACCAUUCAGGAUCGCUUCCAGGGCUGUGGUCUUAGGCACAGGGGUGGAUCCCUUGUGGAGGAACCAGGCCUGCCUGUGCAGCAGCAUCUGGUUGACCAGAUGGCCACUCACAAGCCAGUACUAAUCCCUGUCUUCUCUAGUUAAUAGAGUCUGAAGACAGGAUAAAUAGCUGUCAGUGUCAGAGACAGUGCCAUGAAUGCUCGUUUAAGGGAUAAAAAGAAGGGAAGGUCUACUUUUGGGGGCUCUGGCUUUACUUUGGAAAGCAGGAGUUUGAGCCCUGUGGCUGGCACUGGCCCUUGCUAUAUUAGCCUUGGAUUUGGCAUCUCUCCAGAACGCUAAUUGCGGCUGAGUGCUUCAGGACUACUAGGAGGCAAGGUCCUCCCUCUACAGUGUCUCUAGCCUUCUCCUUAAAGGUCUCACCCCACAAUUCCUUGCCUUCCUCCCUUCUCAUCUUAGGAAGGCAGAGGUAUGCACGUUUCUCACCACCACCUCGCCCCCCCCC
Molecule: messenger RNA, 1608 nt
Organism: Condylura cristata (star-nosed mole)
Lineage: Eukaryota; Metazoa; Chordata; Mammalia; Eulipotyphla; Talpidae
Gene: HS3ST4
Product: heparan sulfate (glucosamine) 3-O-sulfotransferase 4
Exons: 3
Coding region: 1-987 (328 amino acids)
Molecular function (GO): [heparan sulfate]-glucosamine 3-sulfotransferase activity
Source: RefSeq, a predicted model, not a curated record